Messenger RNA from Malus domestica (apple), 1080 nucleotides. RefSeq lists its product as uncharacterized. The record is from RefSeq and is a predicted model, not a curated record. Gene Ontology annotation, molecular function: protein dimerization activity; DNA binding. NCBI's taxonomy places the organism in Eukaryota, Viridiplantae, Streptophyta, Magnoliopsida, Rosales, Rosaceae.
AUGACUGGUACUUUAUCUUCUGGAGCAUCUACUACAAUGUCAUCCUCCUCCCAAUCUGAAAAUGUGUUGAAGCGUAGCUCGGAAGAUGUGGGAUGGGAAUAUGGGAUCUUGGCAAAUCCUACAAACUCAGAUAAGGUGAAAUGUAAGUUGUGUGACAAAAUCAUUAGUGGUGGAGUACAUAGAUUAAAACAACAUGUAGCCAACAUAAGGGGAAAUGUAGCGGCAUGCACAAAGUCUUCGGAUGAAGAUAAAGCCAAAUGUCGAGCCGUAUUAGAAGAAGCAAAAAAUAAGAAGAAACAAAAGGAUAAGCACAUUGUGGAAGUGAGGGAAGAGGUGCAACUUCAACAAAUUCAAGAAGAAGAAGACAUUGAAGUGAUUGGGUUAAGGAAAAGGCCUCGCACUCUUGGACCUAUGGAUAAGUUUGCAUCCUCCAUCAAUCUCGAUUCUUCAAAUGAGGGAAGUAAGAAGACUCGACAACAAAACAUCUAUGAUGCAAUUUGGAAAGAAAGAACACAUCAAGUGGAUCAAUAUCUGGCUCGAUGGGUGUAUGAAGCCGGUAUUCCUUUCCAUGCUAUUGAUAAUGAUAGCUUCAAGUGUGUGAUGGAAGCGAUUGGUCAAUUUGGCCCGGGUUACCUACCUCCAAGCCAAUAUGAAUUAAAGGAGCCAUUAUUGAAAGAAGAGGUAGAAAGAGUAAGAAAGUCACUCAAGAAACAUGAAGAAGAGUGGGCUUUGAAUGGUUGCUCAAUCAUGACCGAUGCUUGGAGUGACCAAAAAAGAAGAAGCAUAAUGAAUUUAUGUGUCAAUUGCAAGGAAGGCACCAUAUUUCUUUCUUCUAAGGAAUGCUCUAGUGAAGCACACACCGGGGAAUAUAUCUUCGAAUAUGUUGACAAGUGUGUUGAAGAAAUUGGGCCUCCAAAUGUAAUUCAAGUGGUAACCGAUAAUGCUUCUAACAAUAUGGCGGCAGCAAACAUGAUGAAAAAAAAGAGGCCGAAUAUGUUUUGGACAUCAUGUGCCACUCAUACUUUGAAUCUCAUGCUUCAAGGGAUUGGUAAUCUCCCUAAGGUUCAAAGGAGUUAUUGA